Populus trichocarpa (black cottonwood) is the source of this 935-nucleotide messenger RNA. Its product is annotated as ribonuclease 3. The record is from RefSeq and is a predicted model, not a curated record. NCBI's taxonomy places the organism in Eukaryota, Viridiplantae, Streptophyta, Magnoliopsida, Malpighiales, Salicaceae. Gene Ontology annotation, biological process: RNA catabolic process. The transcript is spliced from 4 exons. The coding region runs from base 86 to 769 and encodes 227 amino acids. Gene Ontology annotation, cellular component: extracellular region. Gene Ontology annotation, molecular function: RNA binding; ribonuclease T2 activity.
CCCCAAACUGCAUUCUAAUUCUAAAAUCUAUCUUUAAAACAAGAGUUCGUUAAGUAAUCCAAGUCUAGAAGUUGUAUUAUUGAAGAUGAAACUCAACUUUUCAAUCUUAAUCAAGCUUGCGAUUAUACAAUACCUUUCAGUUCUUUGUGUUUCUGAGGAUUUUGGUUUUUUCUACUUCGUUCAACAGUGGCCAGGAUCAUACUGUGACACAAAACAUAGCUGUUGCUAUCCAAGGACUGGAAAACCAGUUGCAGAUUUCGGCAUUCAUGGACUUUGGCCUCAGAAUGAAGAUGGCUCGUACCCACAAAACUGUAACCGGGAUAAUGCUUUGGAUGAAGACCAGAUCUCAGACUUGACAAGCAGUUUGCAAAAGGAUUGGCCAUCACUGUCCUGCCCCAGCAGCACUGGCUUCAGGUUUUGGUCACAUGAAUGGGAAAAGCACGGGACAUGCGCUGAGUCAGAAGAAAUUGACCAGCACGGUUACUUUGAAGCAGCUCUUAAGCUGAAGGAAAAGGCAAACCUUCUCCAAGCUCUUGAUAAUGCAGGAAUUAAACCAGACGAUGAAUUUUAUGACUUGGACAGCAUAAAAGAAGCUAUAAAAGAUGCUACUGGAUUUACUCCUGGCAUAGAGUGCAAUAUCGAUGCAUCCAAAAAUAGCCAGCUCUACCAGGUUUUCAUGUGUGUAGACAUUUCUGGGUCAGAAUUCAUAGAAUGUCCGGUGCUACCAAAGAGAAGAUGUGCAUCUAAGGUUCAGUUUCCUAAGUUUUAGAUGACUGCUGUUAUCUUAGGGGAGAAAGAUUCUGCAGUAUUUGUGGGUUAUCUGACCGUAUUCCUUCCUUUAUUGAGCCUCUGGCUAUAAAAUUGCAUGAGCUUGGCUAUGCAUCCUGUAAUAACAUGUCUUCUGUAAGUCUUUGUUAAUGCAUUGAUUUCCUUUA